AUGGACCCUAAAUAUAGUGCCCAAGAUGUUAUGCGCUGUGCUUUGUGUGAUACCCCCGUCCCUUCUAUGCACUGUGACUUUUGUCAUGUUAAUCUCUGCAAGAACUGUGUAGAGGAACAUCUUUCUGAUUUAUCCAUAGAACAUAAAGUGGUACCUUUCAAAGAGCGAGGAUCUACGCCUAUCUAUCCAAAAUGUCUAUACCAUGAUAAAAGACAUUGUGAACUUUAUUGUGAGAAAUGUGAUAUUCCUGUUUGUUCAACCUGCAUUUCAUCUGGUAAACAUAAACGACACAGAUUAUCAGAUGCGCUGAAGAUAUUCCGCUUUAAAUCGAAAGUUCUGGAAAAAGACUUGAAAGAGCUCGAAAACAUAGUAUAUCCUAAAUAUAGAGAAAUUGUAUCAGACAUAAGAAAUGAAAAGGUCAACUUGGAAAAACAUUACAACUUACUGGAAACAACUGUCACCAAACAUGGAGAGGUCUGGCACACCGAAAUUGAUGCAAUUAUCGACAAAGAAAAAUCUGAAAUUAACAAAAUGAGAAUCCAUCACCUUGCUGUUUUAAAAGAACAUAGUGAUAACAUCCAGCAGAAAAUAUCAGAAAUGGAAAAGACAAUUCUAAAUCUACAGGAAAUUUUUAAAAACCGUGAUGUAUCCCUAGCCUCCACUUACAUAUCAAGGAACGCUGAAUUCAAAGAACUUCCAUCUAGGCUCCAUGUUGCACUGCCUAAAUUUUAUCCCAUGAGAAUCAAUGCAGAACAACUGCAUCAACAAUUUGGCUCUUUCAUUUCAACAAAUGAAUAUGGCUACAGAAAGAAGGCACCAGAAACUGCCUAUUUUAAACCACUGCUUGAUACACCAAUCGUCAUCAAUUCUAUGUCCUCCGAGUACAAUAUAAGACUUGGCAGGAUAGCAUGUCUCACUGAUGAAAUAUUGUGGACAUGUGGGAAUGGACCGAUCAUGAAAUUAUACAAUCUCCAUUGUGAAUUACUUCAGUCAAUCAAGACUGAAUCGGGAAACUCUCCUGCGGACAUAGCAGUGACAAGAAAUGGAAAUUUAGUUUAUACUGACAAUGGACGAAGAACAGUGAACAUUGUGAGAAGAAAAGAAAUAAAAUCAUUAAUCAGACUCCUAAACUGGAGACCGAGUGGUGUCUGCAUGUCCUCCACAAAUGAUCUACUGGUUGCCCUGCUCAGUGAAGAUGGGAAACAAUCAAAAGUUGUUCGAUACUCUGGUUCCAAGGAAAUUCAAGUCAUUCAGUUUGAUGUCGAUGGUAAACCUCUUUAUUCAUCUGGUUAUUAUUGCAGAUUUAUUACAGAGAAUCGGAACCAGAAUAUUUGUGUAGCUGACUUGGGAGCUCAUGCUGUUGUAGUGGUCAAUAAAGCUGGACAUUUCCUCUUCAGAUACACUGGAUCCAGUAACACAGAUUAUUUUUCUUCUAAAAGAUUUGAACCAAGCGGCAUAACUACGGACAGCCAGAGUCGCAUCCUGAUAGCAGACAGUGAUAACAACUUCAUCCAUAUCUUGGAUCAGUAUGGAUAUUUUCUUCGUUUCAUUGAAGGAUUUGUAUCAAGACCAGUUGAUUUAUGUAUGGAUACCAAAGAUAACCUCCUUGUAGCUGAUCAUAGUGGUCUUGUGAAGAAAAUCAAAUAUACCGGUUAA
This is a messenger RNA of Saccostrea echinata, 1656 nucleotides long. RefSeq lists its product as uncharacterized. The transcript has a single exon. Bases 1 to 1656 code for a protein of 551 amino acids. NCBI's taxonomy places the organism in Eukaryota, Metazoa, Mollusca, Bivalvia, Ostreida, Ostreidae. The record is from RefSeq and is a predicted model, not a curated record. Gene Ontology annotation, molecular function: zinc ion binding; translation repressor activity; ubiquitin protein ligase activity. Gene Ontology annotation, biological process: proteasome-mediated ubiquitin-dependent protein catabolic process; protein polyubiquitination; negative regulation of translation.